Molecule: messenger RNA, 6737 nt
Organism: Astrephomene gubernaculifera
Lineage: Eukaryota; Viridiplantae; Chlorophyta; Chlorophyceae; Chlamydomonadales; Astrephomenaceae
Source: the annotation of a GenBank genome assembly
AUUCGAGCAACAUUGUGCAGAUCAGGAGAAAAGAAUGUGUGCAGGUAGGCAGCCAACACGCUGUCUUAUACCUUCAGAGAAAAAACAAUUCCUAUGUGCUAUAUGGCACUGCUUCUGUCGUACGCCACAAUAUAGGUCUCAAGCAAGCGCAAAUCGAAUGGCAGGUCUCAUAACAGCUAUUGCCGAGGGUAUUUGCCGAGCACUUCUACAUAAUUAUCACCACCAAACCUUAUUGGGUAAAACUAAACGCCGGACGCUGGAACUCAUGAUGCGGUUAUAUAUGUAAUUAUAUGCUGGAGGUGACCCGAGUGUAUCAAAAGUAUGACGUAGGAUGAUUUGACCUUGUAAAUAGCACGGGGGACGCGGCAGCAAUGUCGACAGGAAACCCAGUACAGCGCAAUCUCGACACAGCAGGACUUCGGAGGUUGCAGGACCUCGACCGUACGUUCUUUGGCGGUGGUACAGGACGCAGCCGGCCCUUUACGGCUGACGAUGUAGCGUCACCUCAGCCGUCGGGACUUAGCGCGUCCGCUAAGCAUGCGCCUUGGCCAGCGUCCUCCUCCAGUGGCGCGGGCCUCACCACCGGUCAAUUGCCACCUCUCAUGGCCGCAUGGCCUGACCCCGGCACCCCAUCCGGUGCCCCAGGCGUUCACUCCCUCCCACAAUCGCCCUCCCGAGCCCACACGCACCCACAACCCCACAUGCACCCACAUCAGCAGCACCCGCAACCACAGAACCACGGGUCAUCCUCACUGGGCGCUUCCCAGCGGCAGUACGGCACUGGCACCUCACAGCGGCCGCGGACCAUAGGCGGCAACGUCGCCAACAUGGGCGGGACUCGGAGAGCGGCCAACGCAAAGCCGCCCCGGCGUGCUGGCGCCAGUCUGGAUCCCCUCACCGCCGCCGCCACUGCAGGCGUGCCCAACCCCUGGGAGGCCGUCAUGGACGCCGCCCCCGCCACCCGUUACAGUGCCGUACCCGUGCGGAGCGCCGGUGGGUUGCAGCUGCUCAUGCCGUCCGGAUCCAGCCGGGAAGCCAUGCUGUCGUACGAACAGCGGCUGUCGUCGUACCUUUCGCCCAUGUCUGGGCCCGCCGUCACGGCGUCCGUUAAUAACCUUAGCGGCAGCGGCACGUUGCGGAGCAUGGGUGGGGGAGGCGGCGGCGGCGGGUCGCCGAUACGCAUGUCUGUGUCACCCACGCGGGCGCCGCCGACGUCGACGGGGUUCAGCGGUGGCGGCAGCAGCCACCAAGCGAGCACGCUACCACAUCCGCCGCCGCCACAGCCGCACGCAACCAUGCAUGACCUGCAGUCGCCCCAGCACGGCGGUAGCACCACAGCUGCCGUACAUUCCAACAGCAGCAACAACCCAUCCCUGCCGCCGCUGAUGCCCCGUACGGUACUGAACGCCUCGCUAGCGGCGCCGGUGACCGGUCCCGACGCACCCUGGGGCGGCGCCGGGCUGCCGUACAACGUCCAUACCUCCGGUGUAACGGAUUAUGGCAGCGGUGGCGGCGCCGGCGCCGCCGGCGGCGGUCUGGACGGCUUUGGCGGCGGUGACGGCGAGGAGUUUUGGGACGGUUGUGGGCCGCCGUCGCCGCCGCUGCUGGGGAGACUGAUCAGCGGCAAGCCCAGCAGUCGUCGUCAGGUGCAGUUGAUGGCGGAUUGGCUGGAUAACACGAUUGGAAUGCUUUGGGAGCACCAUGUGGCCUCCGCCGCCGCCUCCGCCGCCUCCGCCGCGGCAACCGCCCCCGCUGCUGCCCCCGCUGGUAAGGCCUCACCUGGCGGCACAGCGCACCUUUCAGACAGCACGUCAUUCUACAGCACAGCGCCGCCGCCGGGGCUUCCAUUGGAGGCGACGUCACCGCCGGCGUCGCAGCCGUGGCGGUUCGGGCUGGCCCCGUCCGCCGCCGGCAGCGGCGGUGGCGGCAGCGGCGGCAAGGCGGCGCUGGCCAUGCGGUUUGGCAACGUCAGCGCGGGGCUGCGGGACCUCAGCGCUAACUUGUACGGCAUAGCUACGCAGCCGCAGCUGUGGGCUGCCAUGGUGGAGGCCACCUCCGCAGUGGCCCACACGGUCGUUGCCGCGGUGGCUCAGCGCUGCUGGGAGGAGGGCGCGCUGCUGGCCCGGCUGUGGAACCUGCACACGGCGCUGCUGGACUCGGGGCUGGCGGCGGCGCGGAGGUCCCGGGAGGCGCUGAGUGCCACUGCCGCGGAGCAGGCGGCAAAGAUACGCAGGCUCGACCCGCUGAUCGACUGGGAGCUGGAGAGCCGCACCGCCAAGGAGUCCCUCACCACGGCGCUGGAGGCCUCCCGUGCGGAGGCGCUGCUGGCGGGUCGGGAGCGGGAUGCGCUGCUGCGUGAGAACGACAAGAUCAUCGCCUACUACCGCCGGGAGCUCAAGGCGUACAAACGCGAGCAGCGCAGUAACGCCUACCGCCUGGCGCGCAAGCUCCGCAACACGCAGCAGCAGCUGGAGCUCAUGACGCGCGACCGUGACGUGCUGUUCAGCGCGGUGGCCUACACCAAGUCCCAAACGGGGCAGCUGGUGGACCUCAUCAGCGGCAUGCACGGACACCUGCGGGCCGCAGUGUCGGGCAGCAUCGGCAGCGGGCCGGGCAGCGGCGGCGGCAGCACGGGGGGGGCGGGCGGGGGCAGCGGCGGAGUGAGCUUUGCGGCGGCGCUGGGAGAUGAUGGGUUUCCGGAGCUGCAGCAGAUUGAGCAGGGGCUGAAGAACAUUCAGUUCAGCGUCACAAAGGUCCGCGACGUCAACCAGGACGCGGAGGACUCGCACUUCGUGGUGGAGGAGCAGGUGACGGCGGUGGCAGCAGCCGACACGGUGGGCGACGAGCUGGUGGACGAGGUGCUGGCGGAGGGCGACCCGGAGCCCUCGCCGGAGGAGGCGGCGGCGGCGGCUGCCAUGGCGGCGGCGCAGCAGACGACGGUACCCAGGCAGGAUUCCGGCAGUGACGAGUACGACAGCGAUGACGACCCGCACAGCGCGCUGUCCAUGAUGGCGGAGGCGGCGCUGAGGGGAACCGGGGAGAGCUCUGACGAGGAUGAUGAUGAGGACGAUGAGGAGGACGAAGAUGAGGAGGAGGAGGAGGAGGACGAGGAGGAGGAUCUGCCCAUGGUGGGGGUCGCCGAGGUGGAGGAGAUCAGGCCGGAGGAGCCCUUGCCCUCGCGGGGAGCGACCCCUGGGUCGGCCGGCAGCCGCAGCCGCCACCAGUCCCCAACCAAUGCCGUGUCCACUCCCGUCGAGGCCGGCAGCGACGCCGGCACACCCGCGCCGGCGUCACCCUCGCCGCCGGCGGCCGCUGAGGAGGGCGAGGCGACAGCAGAUCGACCCGCCACCUCCGCCACCACCGUAUCUGACGCUCCCUCCACAGCAAACGCUGACGGCGACGGCGACGGCGACACCCCUCCCGGCUCUGCUGGCGACGGCGGCGGCGGCGGCGCCGCCGCCGACCAGCCCCCCGCUGACGCCGCCGCUUCCGGCGAACCCCCGGCUGCCGGCAAGAAGAGACGCAACAGGAAUAAGAACAAGGGCGGCGGGCGCGUCAGCGCCGCCGAAGGCGACGGCGACGGCGGCGGCGGCGACGCGCCUCCCGGCUCCGCCGGCGGCCACCCCAAGCGCGUGUUCACGGUUGCCAGCGCCAGCAGCCAGACGGGCAAGGAGCUGCUCAAGGGGGUGGCGGACCCGGAGAUCACGGAGGCUGCGCGACACAUGGGUGUGCUGCGGGAGGCGCUGAGCGAGAUCGGCAUCAUGGGCAACCCCAACGAUGACGGUGAUGGCACCGACGGGCUGCUCACUGCGUUGCGGCAGUACAUGGCCUCGCUGUCACAGGAGGCGGGGCAGCUGCACAAGCAGCUAGACAAGCUGCGUGCUGUUGCGGAGGCGGCGGAGGCGGCCCGUUCCGAGCUGAGCGGCGCAGUGGAGGCGCGCGGGCGGGAGGUGGCGGCGGUACGGCGGGAGCUGCUGGAGGCGAAGAAGAUCCACUCGCAGCUGUGUGAUGCGCUGGAGGCCAUUGGUAUCGACCCCCGCGCGCCCGCCCUGCCCGCUCACGGCAUGCAUGAGACCAUGGACGGCUCCCUGGCUGCAGCCGGUGAGCACGGCAGCAGGCAGCCGGGACGCGCGGAAGUCAAGGGCCCCGGCGGCGCGCGGGACAAGUCCGGAGGCGGCGCCGACGCCCGCCGCGGUGGCAUGGUCAAAUUCAGCAAGGUGGCAGCGGCGAAGGAAAAGGCGCGAGAGCGAGCCAUGGCGGCGGCGUCGGCGCCGUCGCAGGGGUAUGGCCGUGCGUCGACCGUCAGCAUGCGUAGCGCCGCCAGCGGCAGCGUCGGCGGGCCGCCGGGGCGGCUACAGCUCCCAGCGGCGAUGUUGGCGGCGGCGCAAAUGCGUGCGGCGGAGGCGGCGGUGACGGGUGACGGCGAGGUGCCGGGUCCCGUCGCCGCUGGCGGCGGCGCCGCCAGCGGCAGCGGCGGCGGAUCCGUCGCCGCCACGAUUACCGCUUGGCGGUCUUCCGCCGCUGCCGCCACCGCCGGCGGAGGCGUCGGUGGCCCGGUUCCGGUUUACAUUCGUCCUGACAGGGCCGCGGCGACGGCACGGUUGCAGGAUGCGCUAACGCGCUACGCUGACGUCAAGCCUCGUACGGCGGAGUGGCUGUUAAAGCUGAUCGACGCCAUGUAUCGCGGCAAGGCUACCAGCGAUGAGCAGCGGUCCAAAAUGGGUCAGGAGCCGCUGACCAUGAUUGAGUACAUGUUCCAACACUUGUCAGGCGUGUACGGCACCAAGGAUCUUGUGAACCAGUACGCGGCCCAGCUGGUGGCCACCUGCCUUCAGUACUGCGCGGUUGACCCACGGGUCAGCACCUUCCAGCGCUUCCUCAUGGAGGAGUGGGACACGCGCGUGCUGUGCGCCUACCUGGAUGCCAGUCGCAAGCUGCAGGAGCCCACACGGGUGGCCGCAUGCGACUUCCCGCCCGACUACGUGCCGUCGGGGGGGCGCAAGGGCGACUCGGGGCCCGUGGACGUGCGCAAGGCGCUGUGGGUGGCGGAGAAGGUGCUGCUGCGCCGCUCGCCCAAGGCCGCCUACGUGUUCGCGCAGCUGCUCAACUCGCGCGCCGAGCCCAUCAGCGGCCAGGAGAUGGACCUCUACUUCGUGUCGCCCGGCAGCUACGGAGCGGAGCUGCAACAGGUCCGUCAGUUCGAGAUGGGUCGUGCGGAGUUCAAGCGCGUCAGCAGCGCGGUGUUCCUGGAUGCGCUGUGCGGCGAGUACGCGCGCAUGGAGGUGGUGUUCAGGGAGGUGCUGCCGGAGAUUUUCUCCCAGUACGACAACGAUGCCGACGGUUGGAUCACGCGGCGUGACGUGGCAUCCAUGGUAACCGACAUGGCGGCGGCCAUGGCCAAAGCGGGCAUGCAGUUGCCGUACACCUCCGCCGACGCGCCGUCGGGGCUACUGGCGGCAGCCAGCGGCGGCGGCGGCGGUAACAACCCGGGCGCCGAAGCCGACCGAGAGGGUACGACGGAGGCUCUGUGGGCUGCGCUGCUGGCGGCGGAGGCGGACGCACGCCUGCGGGCGGAUCCGGGGACUGUGUUUCCGGAUAACUGGCGUGGAGGUGCUGGGGGAGCCGGCGGUGGCGGCGCAGCCGCCGCGGGGGGUGGAGCCGGUGCUGGCGGCGCCGCCGCCGGGGGCGGUGGUGCAGGCGGCGGCUCCGCCGCCGCCACUGCCGGCAUUACGCAUGUGUCGGACGGGGGUUUCGUGGAGGGGGCGUACAAGUCGGAUUUCGUGCGUGCAUGGGUGCGGGCUUUCCGUACGGGCGCUGCGAUGCUGCCGGCGACUGGCGCGCUGGCGGAGUCCGACCUGCAAGCCGCUCGCGAGUCCGCCCGGCGGCUGCUGGCGGUGGUGGUGUCCCGCCACUGGGCGCACCACGGGGCGGCGCUGGAGGCCUUCUUCGCGGAUGCGGGCGUGCUGGCGGAGCAGCAGCUGCGGCAGCAGGCUGCCGUGUUGGACGGGGAGAUGGGCGGCAGCCACGGGGACGGCCGCGACGGCCCCCGCCGCGCCGCCGCUCUGGGCGCCGUGCUGCGGCUGCUGCUGGUGAAGAAGGCCGACCGGUUCACGGCGCUGCUGACCCCGGACAACCUGACUGGCGGGCCGCAUAACGGCCCCGCCUCCGAGCUGGAGGAGCUGCUGUCCCGCCUUACUGCCGCCGUACGGCUGCUGUACGGCCCCUCCGGCAGCACGUGGGUCAUGGGCGCGGAGAUGGACGAGCUGGCGGCGCUGAGCAGCCUGGACGCGGGGGAUGUGGAGGCGCUACCGCCGGGAUACAAGCGCUGGCUGGUUUCCGUGGCCGUCCGCUGCUGCGCCCUGCACGACCGCCUGCACCUCACCCUGCCGCCCUCGCCGCUGCUGCCGCAACUCCAAACCCACCGAGGAGCCUCCCACUGGGCACGGCUCUGGCGCAAGGCCACCGCCGCCGCCGUGGCCGCCAAGCGCCGCGCCUCAUUCAACAUGCGAGGGAGCGCCUCCAUGCUGCAACGCCGUACACCCUCCCCGGGCCCGGGUGGCAACGUGAGCAAUGACGGCCGGUCGCCGCUGGGGUCGCUGUCGUCACCUCAGGGAGGCGGAGGAGGUGGAGGCGGGGAUAGGAGCAGUGGCGGCAGCAGCGGUGUGAUCAUCAAUACCCCCGUUAGUAGGUUGACGACGUCGUCGAGUUUGGGCCGGAGACCUGGGUCUGGGUCUACU